GUGGAGCGGGUCCGAGGUGGGAGGCGCACAGACGGGCUCCGGGAGCCCCUCCCGAGGCCCCGCGCCGCGCGCCCCGCACCCUGCGCCCCGCGCCCUGCGGGAGGGCUGAGCCGGGACUCCAGGCAGGCAGGUGCGGAGCGAGAAGAGGGGAUCACGGCCAAGGAUAGGAGCCAGUCCUGCGGUGAGAAAGGCGCUGCUGCUCCAGCUGCUGCCUCCGCCGCCUCCACCACCGAGCCGGCGACCAGAGUCGGGCUGGCAGGCCGGGCGCGAAGCGGCGAGGGGAGCGAGGGGCGCGCUCAUGGAGCACACGCACGCCCACCUCGCAGCCAACAGCUCGCUGUCUUGGUGGUCCCCCGGCUCGGCCUGCGGCUUGGGCUUCGUGCCCGUGGUCUACUACAGCCUCUUGCUGUGCCUCGGUUUACCAGCAAAUAUCUUGACAGUGAUCAUCCUCUCCCAGCUGGUGGCAAGAAGGCAGAAAUCCUCCUACAACUAUCUCUUGGCACUCGCUGCUGCCGACAUCUUGGUCCUCUUUUUCAUAGUGUUUGUGGACUUCCUGUUGGAAGAUUUCAUCUUGAACAUGCAGAUGCCUCAGGUCCCCGACAAGAUCAUAGAAGUGCUGGAAUUCUCAUCCAUCCACACCUCCAUAUGGAUUACUGUUCCAUUAACCAUUGACAGGUAUAUCGCUGUCUGCCACCCACUCAAGUACCACACGGUCUCAUACCCAGCACGCACCCGGAAAGUCAUUGUAAGUGUUUACAUCACCUGCUUCCUGACCAGCAUCCCCUAUUACUGGUGGCCCAACAUCUGGACUGAAGACUACAUCAGCACCUCUGUGCAUCAUGUCCUCAUCUGGAUCCACUGCUUCACCGUCUACCUGGUGCCCUGCUCCAUCUUCUUCAUCUUGAACUCAAUCAUUGUGUACAAGCUCAGGAGGAAGAGCAAUUUUCGUCUCCGUGGCUACUCCACGGGGAAGACCACCGCCAUCUUAUUCACCAUUACCUCCAUCUUUGCCACACUUUGGGCCCCCCGCAUCAUCAUGAUUCUUUACCACCUCUAUGGGGCGCCCAUCCAGAACCGCUGGCUGGUGCACAUCAUGUCCGACAUUGCCAACAUGCUAGCCCUUCUGAACACAGCCAUCAACUUCUUCCUCUAUUGCUUCAUCAGCAAGCGGUUCCGCACCAUGGCAGCCGCCACGCUCAAGGCCUUCUUCAAGUGCCAGAAGCAACCUGUACAGUUCUACACCAAUCAUAACUUUUCCAUAACAAGUAGCCCCUGGAUCUCGCCGGCAAACUCACACUGCAUCAAGAUGCUGGUGUACCAGUAUGACAAAAAUGGAAAACCUAUAAAAGUAUCCCCGUGAUUCCCUAGGUGUGGCAACUACUGCCUUUGUCUAAUCCAUUUCCAGAUGGGAAGGUGUCCCAUCCUAUGGCUGAGCAGCUCUCCUUAAGAGUGCUAAUCCGAUUUCCUGUCUCCGGCAGACUGGGCAAUUCUCAGACUGGUAGAUGAGAAGAGAUGGAAGAGAAGAAAGGAGAGCAUGAAAUUUGUUUUUACUUAUGCAUUUAUUUCCACAGAGUCGCAUUGACAGCGAAAGUUCCUACCAGUUUGAAGAU
Molecule: messenger RNA, 1610 nt
Organism: Rhinopithecus roxellana (golden snub-nosed monkey)
Lineage: Eukaryota; Metazoa; Chordata; Mammalia; Primates; Cercopithecidae
Gene: GPR139
Product: G protein-coupled receptor 139
Exons: 2
Coding region: 299-1360 (353 amino acids)
Biological process (GO): G protein-coupled receptor signaling pathway
Cellular component (GO): membrane
Molecular function (GO): neuropeptide receptor activity
Source: RefSeq, a predicted model, not a curated record